UUCAGCGUCUCGUCUGAAGAGCGUGCUAGCACCCCACCGAGAGGUUGGAAUUCUUAUGAUUCCUUUUCCUGGAUCAUCUCCGAAGAAGAGUUUCUGCAAAAUGCCGAGAUCCUUUCCCAGAAGCUACUUGCCCAAGGAUAUGAGUAUGCAGUUGUCGACUACCUUUGGUACCGAAGAAAAGUACCAGGCGCUGGCGCCGAUUCUCUGGGAUUCGAUAUGAUUGAUCAAUGGGGAAGGAUGAUGCCUGACCCAGAUCGAUGGCCUUCGUCUAGAGGUGGGAAUGGGUUCACUGAAGUCGCAAAUAAAGUCCAUAGCAUGGGGCUGAAGUUUGGGAUUCAUGUCAUGAGAGGAAUAAGCACGCAAGCUGUCAAUGAUAACUCUCCUAUCCUGGAUACCACCACGGGACGUGCAUAUGAAGAGUCCGGUCGGGUUUGGCAAGCACAAGAUAUAGCUCUUAAGGAACAGACUUGUGCUUGGAUGCCAAAUGGAUUUAUGAGUGUAAAUACUGACUUAGGUGCUGGGAAGGCUUUCUUGAGGUCACUCUAUCAGCAAUAUGCAUCGUGGGGCAUUGAUUUCAUAAAAAAUGACUGCGUAUUUGGUGCCGAUCUGAAUAUAAAUGAGAUCACCUACAUCUCUGAGAUUCUAAAAGAGCUUGACCGUCCCAUCCUGUAUUCUCUUUCUCCUGGAACUACUGCGACACCAGAUAUGGCAAAGGCAGUAAGUGGAUUGAGCAACAUGUACAGAAUUACUGGGGAUGAUUGGGAUACAUGGGCAGAUGUUGCGGCACAUUUUGAUGUUGCAAGGGACUUUGCUGCUGCUAAAAUGAUUGGCUCCGGUGGCUUGUUGGGGACAUCAUGGCCUGACCUUGAUAUGCUACCACUGGGAUGGCUCACUGAUCCAGGUUCAAAUGAAGGCCCUCAUAGGGCAUGUAGGCUUACCAUACAGGAGCAAAGAACUCAGGUGACUUUGUGGUCAAUCGUCAAGUCCCCCCUCAUGUUUGGUGGAGAUUUGAGGAAUAUCGAUAAUACUACUUUCGGUCUUAUCACCAAUCCUACUCUGCUUGAGAUAAAUUCCUACAGCUCAAACAAUGCGGAGUACCCAUAUCUCUACGGGGCAUAUCCAAACAAUAGAAAACUCGGGCAGUCUAGAAUGAACCCGACAAGUAGGGAAGAGUCAGAGGUAGAGGUCUUGGGUCUGACUAGUUGCAAAGAUCCAAAAGCAAGCGGAUGGCUGGUCAAAGAGCUGGACCAAGAUUUGGAACGGAUCUGCUGGAAAGGAAACAUGGAGGGUAGACAUGGAGAACCUUUUUGCCUAUCCAAGAGAAAUUCUUUAGUCGAAUCAGACCAAGAGACAUUGCACAGGAGCCAAUAUCAGGGAACACUUCAAUUGUUAGCUUCUGAAAAUGCGGAGUUCUGCUUAGAUGCUUCUCCAGGACGCAAAGUCACGUCUAGCGAGUUUACAAGAGGCUCAUUUUCACGUUGCUCAUGGAAUGCUAAUCAGAUGUGGGAGUUUCACAGUAACGGGACACUGACAAGCAGCUAUUCUGGACAAUGUGCUAUGAGGAAAAUAGUCAAAGCUGAUGAUACUGCUUCAGGGGCUCGUGCCUGGAUCGCAACCGGAAGAUCGGGAGAAAUAUUUCUGGCCUACUUCAACACGAAUCCAAUCGAGAUGUUGAUAGCCACACACGUCUCCGAACUGGGCAAGGCUCUUCCCGGUCGGAACAUCACUUCUUGUACAGGCAAAGAAAUAUGGACCGACACUAGCUAUGAACGCCCUGUGACCGACACAAUAGCUACAGUCGUGGACUCUCAUGACUGCGUGCUAUUCGUCUUCAACUGUAAUUGAUAAGGACGAAUAGGCGCAAAUAAGAUUUUGGUUUCAAGUUCCUUUUAACUUAUAUUUCUGUUUUCCAUCGUACCUUCAUCAGCAUCGUUGCGAAGAACAAAAGUUGCUGAAUUUGAGAAUUAUGGACGCCUGCCCUGCUGCAAAAUUAGAGGAUCAGGUUUUGUGGAUCACGGAUUCAGCUUAUUCAUGUCGUCAAUGAA
Molecule: messenger RNA, 2045 nt
Organism: Eucalyptus grandis
Lineage: Eukaryota; Viridiplantae; Streptophyta; Magnoliopsida; Myrtales; Myrtaceae
Product: probable alpha-galactosidase B
Exons: 13
Biological process (GO): carbohydrate metabolic process
Molecular function (GO): hydrolase activity, hydrolyzing O-glycosyl compounds
Source: RefSeq, a predicted model, not a curated record